GUUUGCUAAUAUAAAUAGAAUAGAAGCCGUGGGAUAAUCAACAUUCUCUUUUCUGAAAUCAAUCGAGAUGGAAAAGAUUCUUUUCGUCACUUUGUGCGUCGUGGCUAUCGUUUCUGGACACGGAGAGAGCGAAAUAAAAGUUUCAAGGAAACAUCAAGCGGAAUAUAAAUUCGGCAUCGACCAUCAUUUCCACGGGCACUGGAAAGGUGACUCUCAUCCUCACGGUUUCGCCGGUUUGGGCGACGGCCACGGAGACUACAAAGGUGCCGAUGUGAAAUUCGUCCACUUCCUUCCUCAGAGCCUCUACGGAGGACAUGGGGGACAAGAAGGAAAAGAAAGUGAAUUAGAAAAGGUAAAAGAAGUAGAAGGAGGUAGUGGUGGCAAUGAAGGCAAAGAAGGCGGAGAAGAAAAGGCAAAAGAAGUACAAGGAGGCAGCGGUGGCAGCGAAGGCAAAGAAGGCGGCGAAGAAAAAGUCAAACACUUCGGUCAUGGCACCAGCUACAUCAACUUCAACAUGAAAUCGAUUGUUGAAAAACAUCACGGUGGACAAGAAGGGAAAGAAGUCCAAGAAGAGAAGAAAGAAAUUGUAAAAGAAGAACAAGGAGGUAGCGGGGGCAGUGAAGGCGGCGAAAAAAAAGAAGGCAGCGAAAAAAAAGAAGGCGGCGAAGAAAAAGAAGGCGGCAAACACUUUGGUCACGGUACCAGCCACAUUAACUUCAACAUGAAAUCAAUUGUUGAAGAACAUCACGGUAAAUGGUGAUCUUACAUCAAAUUAACUGUCAAUAAAUAAUUUAUUU
Molecule: messenger RNA, 797 nt
Organism: Cimex lectularius (bed bug)
Lineage: Eukaryota; Metazoa; Arthropoda; Insecta; Hemiptera; Cimicidae
Product: oleosin GRP-17-like
Exons: 4
Coding region: 68-760 (230 amino acids)
Source: RefSeq, a predicted model, not a curated record